Messenger RNA from Xiphophorus hellerii (green swordtail), 3123 nucleotides. RefSeq names its product mitogen-activated protein kinase 8 interacting protein 1b (gene mapk8ip1b). Gene Ontology annotation, cellular component: cytoplasm. The transcript has 12 exons. The coding region runs from base 350 to 2695 and encodes 781 amino acids. Gene Ontology annotation, biological process: regulation of JNK cascade; JNK cascade. The record is from RefSeq and is a predicted model, not a curated record. NCBI's taxonomy places the organism in Eukaryota, Metazoa, Chordata, Actinopteri, Cyprinodontiformes, Poeciliidae. Gene Ontology annotation, molecular function: JUN kinase binding; MAP kinase scaffold activity.
GCUGUUGAAUGAUCUGCUAACACCAGCAGUUUUCUGCAGUGGCGUAGUAAAUCUGAUGCAGACAGCACCGUGCGGGUUAUAUAACACUACUCCUCUUUUGGCAGCUUCAGCGCCACAGCUUCAAACAAUUACCCCAUCUAUCUCUUCCCUCCGAGCGAGCGGUAGCAAGCGAAGCUUUGAAUCGGACUCCUAGCUCACCGACCCAGGCACGCUGUACCCCUCCUCCUUUUUCCUCCGGCUCUUUUCCUGUUUGCUCCUCCUUCUCUCCCUCCCUGCUUCACUUUCUAACCCUCUUGCGCCUUCUCAUCUUUCUCUUCUCUUGCCUGUGGAUGCCCUCCUCACGUACAGAAUGGACUCGGGAGGGGAAGGAGGAGAGGGUUGGAUGGAGGACCAGUGGGAAAAAUGGCUGACUCAUGACAUCAGUCUGGACGAGUUUGAGGAUGAUGACCUCUCAGAGAUUACAGAGAUCACCGACGAGCGUGGAAUGAGCCUCAACUGCAACGGCCCUGAUAUUAAAGGCCGUGUGAGGCGAGGAACCAGUAGCAUGUCGGGGAGGGUGGAACUGGGAGCAGUUGGCCAGUUUCAGGCAGAGAUGCUGCAUUUGGAACUCAUUGACGGUGCUGACGGUUACCGCGGUGAUAAAGACACCUCGAAGGCAUCCGCUGUUGCAAGUGCGCCAGUCACCAAGGACUCUGGAGCACCUGUUACCAUGGAUACAUACCGACCCAAAAGACCUACGACCCUUAACCUCUUCCCUAUUGUGCCUCGUUCACAGGACACAUUAAACAACAACUCAUUCGGAAAGAAAUACAGCUGGCAGGAAAAGGUUUCAGGCUCGUCCUCCCCUCUUAAAACAGGUGACCUCACACCUCCAAGAGAGCACAGCUGUCUGAGCGACGAGGACAAGGUGCAGGGUGGGGCCGCACAGACCAAAGACAGAGGAACCUCCACCGACGCCCCCUGCAGACACAGCCACUCCUCGGGGCGCUCGCAUAGCUCAAGCUCAGGGGCUGCAACUCGCUCCAAGCUGCAGGAGAAACCACCCCAACCACCACCGCCGCAGAACUACACACCCGCUCCUCUGUACCCAACGGGUAAGACGGACAGCUCGGGCCACCGAGAAAAGAUUCGCCACCAGGCGGAUGUUCAUCUGGAACCCACAGAGGAGAUUUAUCUGACUCCAGUGCAACGAUCAGCGGACCCGUUGGAACCCCCCAAUGUUCAGGAGCGACCUUUUCUCUCGCAGCAGACUGAGCAAGGGCGCAUGUCCAUAAGCUCUGAUACAGAGGGACCGCCUCCUUAUCAGCCCCUCCCAGACCGGACCAACCCCUCCAUUUUUGAGGAGGACGAGCUCUACGUCCCUCCACCUUCCUAUGCUUCCUGUGUAGAGUCUCUCAUCACACCACCCAACAUGGCUGUUUCAGCACAAGGCUCUGUCGCACUAGACCUCAGCCUGAAGGGGACAGGAGCAGGUGCCAUGCUGAGGGCUGGCUCAUCGGUAGAAUAUGUGGACGCCACCGAUGACAGCUACUGUGGUGAGGAUGAGGAUGUAGACAGAAUAAUGAUGGACAGGAAGAUGAAAAAGACAGCAGGAAAUGGAGACGGUGGUGGCAGUAAACCUGCCAUACUAAGGACUACCAUGAGCUCCGAAGCCAGUAGCCUAACAUAUGACUCGGUGAAAUACACACUAGUGGUGGACGAACACGCUCAGCUGGAGCUUGUCAGUCUCAGACAGUGUUACCAAGGCUACAGUGAUGACAGUGACUCAGCCACAGUCUACGAUAACUGCGUCUCCUCUCCAUAUGAGUCGGCCAUCGGGGAAGAGUACGAGGAAGAUGAAGACGAGGAACACGACCAACAGACCGGAGCAGCGCAGAGGGAAGCCACAGCUUGCCUCUCUGAAGACUCAACACCAGAAGAAGAUCUGCAUUUCUCCAAGAAGUUCCUUAAUGUCUUCAUGAAUGGUCGUUCUCGCUCUUCUAGUGCUGAGUCCUUUGGUUUAUAUUCUUGUAUCAUAAAUGGGGAAGAGAAAGAUCAGACCCACAGAGCAGUAUACAGGUUUGUGCCUCGACAUGAUGAUGAGCUGGAGUUGGAGGUGGAUGACCCGUUGCUGGUGGAGGUCCAGGGAGAGGAUUACUGGUACGAGGGUUACAACAUGCGAACUGGUGCGCAUGGAAUCUUCCCCGCUUACUACGCCAUAGAGGUGAACAAGGACACUGACUGCUACAAAGUUAAGAGCAGUGAGUGGAUGGACAGAUACCGCUUGAAGUUCCUUGGCUCAGUCCAAGUGCCGUAUCACAAAGGAAAUGAUGUUCUGUGUGCAGCCAUGCAGAAGAUUGCCAACAACAGACGAAUGACAGUCAAGUUCAACCCACCGUCCUUCUGUGUCCUGGAGAUCAGCGUCAAAGGAAUUAAGCUUGCAGUUCAAGAGGAUUAUUAUGCUUCUGACAGAAGUAACGAGUGCAGUCACUUCUUCCAAUUAAAGAAUGUUUCUUUUUGUGGCUACCAUCCUAAAAACAGCAAGUAUUUUGGUUUUAUCACUAAGCACCCAGCAGAUCAGAGAUUUGCCUGCCACGUAUUUGUGUCUGAAAACUCCACCAAACCUCUUGCCGAGUCAAUUGGGAAAGCAUUCCAGUUGUACUACAAAGAGUUUGUAGAGUUCUCGUGUCCAACAGAAGACAUUUACCUGGAGUAACCCCGCCUUUGACCACAGCCUUGUACAGUACACUGUAUCAUAACAUAAAUGUGCAUGAAGGACAAAUAUUUAAAAGGGAAUAAGAAGAACAAUGACUCUAACAUCUCUAACAAACAUACAAUGACUAUUUAAAACCCCUUAGCUGUCAUAAGGACACCGGUGUCCUCAUGGACAUGCAAGUAUUUUCAGGGUGACAAUUAAGGGGUUAACAUUUGUGCAGGAGCAGGGGAUGGAAAUGAGUCAAAGGAGAAUAACAUUAUGCAAAGGUGAGAGUUUGAAGGUGUAGUCCAUAAAUGCAAAGCACAAUUGAUGUACUUCUGCAGCAGUGGGAACAAUACUUAGCCUGUAGCAGCAGCUCCGUCAUGAGAGCACUAGAUUACUUCACAUUUCAAAUGCACCUAAGGCAAAAAAUAGUAUCUUACUUCCGG